AUGUUCAUGGAUCGCGAAGCGGCCGAGGUGUUGGAAACUUCUGCUGCACAACUACGAGCAACUAUGAUACAAGCUAGAAUCACUUACCCACUUGAGUUUCCUCUUGCGCUUGAUCCAAUGUUGGGAAAAAAAUUGCAUUCAAGGUCCUCUAGAAAUAAAUUAGCCAUGCCUACACAUUCAAGAGACCCCAUAUUCCAUGCAGACACUUUUCAUUUCUUCAGCAUUAUGUCGUUUCCUUCAUCCAGGAUGAUGGUGAUAUUACAUCACCCCAUGUUCCCGAUCCUUCUACCCCUAAAGCUAAUGUGA
This is a messenger RNA of Vicia faba (fava bean), 306 nucleotides long. The record is from the annotation of a GenBank genome assembly. NCBI's taxonomy places the organism in Eukaryota, Viridiplantae, Streptophyta, Magnoliopsida, Fabales, Fabaceae.